AUGGCAACCAUCCAAAAGACACAUGUGGUGGUAAUAUUUGUACUGAUCAUCCAAAUAGUUCUCUCACAAGUGGAAACUACAAUUGCUUCAGAUGUUGAUGUUAAUUGGUCGACUUUAAAAUCGCAAGUGAAGAUCACAAACCGCCUCGGUGAUGGUUCGACAUUAAGCCUCCAUUGCAAGUCCGUAGACGACGAUCUCGGCCUCCAGGUUCUCGCCCAACAUAGCUCUUGGUCGUUUAGGUUUAGACCAAGUAUUUUGGGAUCGACAAAGUUUUCUUGUCAUUUCACAUGGCCUCGACGAUCAGAACAUUUUGAUAUAUACGAUGAUUUUAGAGAUGGUGUUCAGAGGGGUAUUCCAUGUAUCUACUGUUUCUGGGAUAUAACCAGAGAUGGGCCUUGCAGGUUUAACGACGCAACUGAUGCCUUUGAUAUAUGUUAUUAUUGGAACGGGCAGCCAAAGGAAUAG
This is a messenger RNA of Microthlaspi erraticum, 465 nucleotides long. Lineage: Eukaryota; Viridiplantae; Streptophyta; Magnoliopsida; Brassicales; Brassicaceae. The record is from the annotation of a GenBank genome assembly.